Messenger RNA from Pseudoliparis swirei, 3747 nucleotides. RefSeq names its product ELAV-like protein 1. Gene Ontology annotation, molecular function: RNA binding. Lineage: Eukaryota; Metazoa; Chordata; Actinopteri; Perciformes; Liparidae. Gene Ontology annotation, cellular component: ribonucleoprotein complex. The record is from RefSeq and is a predicted model, not a curated record. The transcript is spliced from 7 exons. The coding region runs from base 153 to 1202 and encodes 349 amino acids.
AGCUCCUUCUUCCUCGAUUUCUUUGCUACGCGAGUCUGACUUGGAGGAAAGUGAACGUCGCCCAGAAAGGAAACUAAAAACAAAACAGGAGGCGGGAGCAGAAACCAACAACUAACCCCCAAAAGCUGCCUCAGGAGCAGUGAAGUGUCUUCAUGGCAGUUCGUCGAGGACACAUUAAGUACUUGAAACAGGCCGACCUACAGGAGGUGUAUGACAUGUCGAAUGGUUAUGAAGACCUCAUGGGAGGGGACGAGGACAAGGACUCCAAGACCAACCUGAUCGUGAACUACCUGCCUCAGAGCAUGACGCAGGACGAGCUGCGGAGCCUCUUCAGCAGCAUCGGCGAGGUGGAGUCCGCCAAGCUGAUCCGAGACAAAGUCGCAGGCCACAGUUUAGGGUACGGAUUUGUUAACUAUCUUAACCCUAGUGAUGCAGACAGAGCUAUCAGUACACUGAAUGGACUAAGGCUACAGUCCAAAACUAUCAAGGUUUCAUAUGCACGGCCCAGCUCUGAUACAAUAAAGGAUGCCAACCUGUAUAUCAGCGGCCUGCCAAAGGCCAUGACCCAGAAGGACGUGGAGGACAUGUUUUCACAUUUUGGACACAUCAUUAACUCCCGUGUCCUUGUUGACCAGGCCACCGGAAUAACCGGCUCGUCCCGCGGUGUGGCUUUCAUCAGGUUUGACAAGCGGGCCGAGGCAGAGGAGGCCGUCAAAAACCUGAACGGCCAAAAGCCUCCCGGAGCCGCCGAGCCAAUCACCGUGAAAUUUGCUGCCAACCCAAACCAGACGAAGAACACGCAGCUCAUCUCUCAGCUCUACCACAACCAGUCCCGGCGCUUCGGGGGGCCCGUGCACCACCAGGCACAGCGGUUCAGGUUCUCCCCCAUGGCUGUUGAUCACAUGAGUAGUGCGAGCAGUACCAGCACUCCCGGGAACUCCAGCUCCGGCUGGUGCAUCUUCGUCUACAACCUGGGCCAGGACGCCGACGAGAGCAUCCUUUGGCAGAUGUUCGGCCCCUUCGGCGCCGUCACCAACGUCAAGGUGAUCCGCGACUUCAACACCAACAAGUGCAAGGGCUUUGGCUUCGUUACCAUGACGAACUACGAGGAGGCGGCCAUGGCCAUCGCCAGCCUGAACGGCUACCGGCUCGGAGACAAGAUGCUGCAAGUGUCCUUUAAGACCAGCAAGGGCCACAAGUAGAGAGAGAGAGACGGACAAUCGGGUGUAGAGGAGAGGCGGGAGUGACCUGCGCCAGGCUUUUAUAGCAGAGAGCAGAAGUAUUGGGUUUAAAAAAAAUAAUCUAGCACAUGUGUUUGGGUUUUUAGUGUGUUAAGAGUUAAACGACAUUUACACUCUUCUGCAUCUUUUGUUUUCUUGUUGUUUUUCUUCAUCUUUAUACUCAUGCUUGAGGACACUGUAGUUUUUAAAAAAAAUUAGUGAGGGGAUGGAGAGGGUAAAAUCCUGUGAUGCCCCCCCCUCCCCCCCAAGAUGACUAAAAUACGUAUGUGUUGCAUGUUUAACAGAGGAGACUUGAAGAAAGAGGCACGCAAAAUGGUUCUGGGCGGCGCACUAAACACGCGGCGCACGAGGAAAAGCUCCAAAUUGUUUCUCCGACUGACAUUUCAGUGGAUGAUUUGGUUUAAAGACGGUGAGGACCAAUAUUUUGGUAAUUUUGUUUUGGAGAAAGAAGUGCUCUGUCCUCGAUCCUCCUCCAUAAGUAGAACUAGAUGCAUUAAAUUAUCACCCAGUGGAUAUACGGACCUACAGUACCGCUCACCGUCUCGAGUUCAUUUAAGAGUAAAGCACUUUUGACCAGUCUGCUUUCGGUUAUUAUGAAUAUCAGUCUUUUUGAUGUUAAUCUUUGACUUUUGCUCACGCUCCUACCAGGUUAACCAUUUUUUUUAGCAUGACGAGCUUUGGAGGUUUUUGUUUUAUUAUCCCCGUGUAAAGUGUCUUUUUUUAAUUAUAAGUUGUAUUUCCGGAGAGUCCUGUUGAAUAUGAACCCCGGUCAAUGAGUAGGGAAUUGAGAUGGACCAAAGGCGGGGAUCCUAUUAUCGCAGAUUUAAGGUACAUUUCUACCUGUUUUUUAAGAGGUACGAAGCUUAUAUCUGAAACUGACUGAGAGCAAUGUCCCUUAACCUCAGUAUGUCUUUCUGUUUUGUUUUUUCUUUUAUUUAGAGUUAAUUUGUUUUCUUUUUCGUUUGGCUAUUGAUUCUUAUUCGUUACAAACGAGUGCUUAUCUCAAGUUUGAAGACUAAUCAAUCGAUGGCCUUCUGUUAAAGUUUUUUGAUUUGCUUUCUUUUCUUCCUUUCUUUUUGUUUUGGUUGUUUCACUUUGAGCAUAAACCAUUAAAUUUUAUUUCUUUUUGCCUAAAGUUUUGUUUGGUUUGUUUCUUUUAUCUUUUUUUUAGAUUUGGUUUGUUCUAUUAUUUUUCUAGCAGCAAAUGUGCCGUGUUCAGAGGCCCCGUACACAAUGGUCUGUUUCCAUAGGAGACUUUUAAAUGUCAGGAAACUAUAAGGACCAAUGUUGGUUGAAGAUUAUUUAACCUGUGCACAGACACGUGAAGGAAAGCGAUUUGUCCUGAUGACAUUUCAUGAAGCAACAUUUCUAAGAUUGCCAGAUACAUUUGAACCGCUGAAGCGUUGCAUAGCCAGUUGAAGCUGUAUGUCGAUACCUUUUUUUCCUAGUCUUUUAGUCUUUUCAGCUGUUGUGAGUAGACGCCUGGCUCAGUACAUCUGUUUUGAUACCCGGCUGUUUGGGAGGGCAUUUUAUACUACGAUUUAAAUUUGAUUUGUAGCUCGAGUGCAGUAUUCUAGAGCGAUAUCUCAACACGACAAAUAAGAAUAUACUUGAGGCUUUUAGACCCAACCCUGUUGAUCUGGUCUUUGUCUUUUAACCAGUGAGGCUUUGUUUACCUGCUCAGCGAAACACUUUUUAUAUGAUUCAUUUAGAUAAGAUCUUUGGCAUAUCACAGCUCCUCUUUGAAUGCUGCUGAAUUUGGUCGAUGGUCUCGUUCUCCAAGGUGGACGACGGGUGGCGCCGGUUCCAUCGGUACCGUCAUUGUUCUUAAAUUUAACAUCGCCACACAUUUUACAGGGAAACCACUUGAUAUAAUAUAAAAUCGUGUUUGGUCACAGUAACUUUUCUCAUUUAAAAAACAAACAAAAUCCCCCCGAUUCUUCGUUAAAAGCCUAAUUUGGUUGCCCCCUCCACUCCCUUUUUUAAAGAAUUAUUCCCAUUCCAAGAAUCGGAUUAAUUUUGAUCUUAAAAGUGCUUUUUGAUUUAGUAAUUCCAUGUUAUUUUUGUGUCGCAAUCUUUUAACUUUGUGCAAUAUUUUAAGGCUUGCUUAAAGCAGGUAAUAUUUGUUGUUGUUUUUGUCCUAGACUUAUUUUUAGCAUUUCUAUUUUCUACUGACGUUUUAUGUUACUGCUUAGUUCUUUCAGCAGUACAGUUGCAAUUGCAUGAAAGAUGCAAGUGAAUUUGUUUUGGGGGUAGUCAGAUUUAACUGCAUUCUGCCUUAAUUUAUAAGUGGGACGGUGUAUUCUACAUCAGAGGAGGCGUAAAUAUUUAUUCAACAAUGUAUGCGGUCAUACUUGUUACUUGGAGUGUUUUUAAUUGUUCUUUUUGUUUUUCUUGGUUUUGAAGGACACUACGUUGAAGUCCCUUAAAUGUCUAACAUUGGAUCAUUUCAAUAAAACACGUUGGCUUUUCAGAAUUUAAAGAAUUAAAUGUCUUAAGAAGCAUA